Messenger RNA from Phoenix dactylifera (date palm), 2421 nucleotides. RefSeq names its product protein NRT1/ PTR FAMILY 6.2-like. NCBI's taxonomy places the organism in Eukaryota, Viridiplantae, Streptophyta, Magnoliopsida, Arecales, Arecaceae. Gene Ontology annotation, molecular function: transmembrane transporter activity. Gene Ontology annotation, cellular component: membrane. Gene Ontology annotation, biological process: transmembrane transport; oligopeptide transport. The record is from RefSeq and is a predicted model, not a curated record.
CCAUCCGCACAGAAGUCUCGAGGGCAGAUACCAUGGCAAAGGCCUGUCGCAAGAUUCCUUUAUUAAUUUCUCGAUCUUGCGCGCCAACUUCCCCGCUACUUCCACAUCACCUUUUUCCUUCACUUUGUCUGAUACGCAGACACUAAAAGAGGACGCUAAAUCUUGGACUCCCCGGAGGCUUCAUUUGUCAAAUUUGGAGGGCCGAUUCCCAGCUUUCUCAAAUUAAGCUGUGUACGACGAUGAUCCAAAGAUAGUGGAGGUCCUUGUAAGGGUGAGGGAAGGCUUCAAACUUUGCCUAUAAAAGGAGAUCCACAGAGAACGCUAGCAUUUGUGAGCGGGAGCAUACAAGUGAGGGAUCUCUGCUUUCGUUCCAUCUCUAUAGCUUUUCAAGCCCAUUUGCACUGUUGAGACCUCCGAACGGGUCGACAUGGAUGGAAAAAUGAGAUGGUCAGUGGCUGAUGCAGUGGAUUACAAGGGAUUUCCUGCCGACAGAUCCAAGACCGGCGGCUGGGUACCUGCAGCUCUUAUCUUAGUGAUUGAAAUAUCUGAGAGGCUGUCAACGAUGGGAAUCGCCGUCAAUCUCGUGACAUACUUGGGUGGAACAAUGCAUCUUCCGAGCGCAGAGUCUGCCAACGUUGUAUCAGAUUUCAUGGGCACUUCCUACCUGCUGUGCUUGCUUGGAGGGUUCCUAGCUGAUUCCUUCUUAGGUCGAUACCUCACAAUUGCCAUCUUUGCCAUGGUCCAAGCAUUGGGGACGGGCACGCUCUCUGUGGCGACAAGGCUGCCCCAACUUCGGCCGCCGCCAUGCAACUCUUCUACCACCACUACGUGCCAACAUGCCGACCGGUUCCAGAUGGGCAUCCUCUAUUUGAGCUUGUUCGUGAUCGCCUUGGGCACUGGGGGACUCAAAUCAAGUGUGUCGGGUUUUGGGACCGACCAGUUUGAUGAGAAGGAUGAGAAGGAGAAGACCCAGAUGGCCAACUUCUUCCACAGGUUCUUCUUCUUCAUCAGCACCGGCACCCUGCUUGCAGUCACCGUCCUAGUCUACAUACAAGACGAGGUAAGCCGAAGCUGGGCCUACGGUAUCUGCUGCAUCUCCAUGCUUGUCGCCAUUGCGGUGUUCCUGACCGGGACGAGAAGAUACCGGUACAAGAGAAGCGCCGGUAGCCCGAUCGUUCACAUUCUUCAAGUUGUCGUGGCUGCAGUGAGGAAGAGGGGGCUCGAGUACCCGUCGGACAUUGCUCUCUUGUACGAGGAUUGCCCUGAGGCCUCGAGAAUCCAACAUACCGACCAAUUCCGUUUUCUCGACAAGGCUGCAAUCAUGGCGGAUGGAGAUAAUUACGUAGUAAACGGCGGGACCUCGACUCCAAACCCCUGGAAACUGCGCUCGGUGACCAGGAUCGAGGAGGUGAAGAUGAUGAUUCGACUGCUUCCGGUGUGGACUACGACGAUCAUGUUCUGGACCGUAUAUGCUCAGAUUAUCACAUUCUCUGUGGAGCAAGCAACGACCAUGGAGAGGUCGAUUGGUAGCUUCCAGAUUCCAGCUGGAUCGCUAACAGUCUUCUUCGUCGGGGGCAUUCUGAUCACUCUAGCGGUCUAUGACCGCAUGAUCAUGCCCCUGUUAAAGAACUGGAAAGGCAAACAAGGCUUCACCAACAUACAAAAAAUCGGCAUUGGCCUCACCCUAUCGAUGAUAGGGAUGGUGGCUGCGGCUCUUGCAGAGGUGAAACGGCUCUCGGUCGCUAGAGAAGUAGGUCCUGCUGCCGCUCGCAGGGGUACGACGCUGCCCGUCAGUGUUUUCACAUUGAUCCCGCAGUUCUUCCUUGUGGGCGCCGCCGAGGGAUUCGUAUACACCGGCCAGCUCGAUUUCUUCAUCACCCGGUCGCCGAAGGGGAUGAAGACGAUGAGCACCGGCCUCUUCCUUACUACCCUUUCGCUUGGCUUCUUUGUCAGCAGCUUCUUAGUUUCGAUCGUGAAGAGCCUGACGGCCGGCAGAGAAGGGAAUGGGUGGCUCGCGGACAACAUCAACUAUGGGAGGUUGGAUUGCUUCUAUGGGCUUCUCGCGGUGCUGAGCGCCGUCAACUUGGGAGCUUUUCUCCUUUGUGCUGCACGGACCAAGCCACAGACCCCAAAGGCCGGGGUGCAGAUGGAGAGUAAGGUGAAGAGUUCGUCCAUAGAUGAGGAUGAUGUGUGCUAGCUAGAGAUGGGCAAGGCUACGAGGCCAUUUCUUGCUGCUUAAUUUUCAUCCGGCUCGUUCUCUGUAUAAUAUCAUAGGUUUGCUUUAAUAACUUUCCCCGCCUGCUUGAGGUUGUACCAUACUCUCUUGAUCUUUAUAAGGAGGUGCCUUGCGUUUGGAUUUUCUUUUUUUUUUUUUUUUUUUUUUUGAGUAAGUGUUUGGCUUUCUUGUGCGCGCGCGCAGAA